Orbicella faveolata is the source of this 1454-nucleotide messenger RNA. Its product is annotated as aminoacyl tRNA synthase complex-interacting multifunctional protein 2-like. The record is from RefSeq and is a predicted model, not a curated record. Lineage: Eukaryota; Metazoa; Cnidaria; Anthozoa; Scleractinia; Merulinidae. Gene Ontology annotation, cellular component: aminoacyl-tRNA synthetase multienzyme complex.
ACUUGCGUUCCUUCCUUCCAAGAUGGCGGCCAGUCCUGCAAUAUCCAUGUAUCGUCUGCCAACUUAUUACGAAGAGAUGGUUGUACCACUUCCAAAGUGCAUGUAUAGCUUGCCGAGCUACUUUCAGACGAAUUCAGAAGUGGAGGGUGUCCAAACACAGGAGUCUUCAGCGAGUCUUCAAAUUCUCGAAACUAGACAAGAAGACAUUCUUUGUGAACUGAAUGGAUUAAAAGCUGCUGUCGAGGAAAUGGCCAGUCGUGUUGGUGUAUCUCUUCCGCGUCAAAAAGCGAAAGCAACUCCAAGUACACAUGACUUUGUUAUAUCAGCUUCGCCUACUGACCCACCACUGAUCGUUAGUACAUUACAGCAUGUCAUGAAACAGAGAGGGUUAGAUCACUCUACAGCAACUUUUGUUCACUCAUCAGUUCAAGGACCCAUUCAAGAUCCUGUUAAAACACGCUUCCAGAACUUUGCUAGCUGUAGUAAGGAAAUUGGCCGUGCUCCAGUAAUUUUAACAGUUGUAUGGAAAGAAGUGGGAGAUCUUCCAUUUCUGGUGGUAUCACCCUGUGCUCACACCCCUCUAACUGGUGAAAUAACUAUAGCAAGGUUCCUCUGCCGGACACUUCUCCCAGACUUGUAUGGCAACCUAACACCUGAAGAAUCAGCCACUGUUGACAACUGGAUCGACCAAUCACUAGCAGGCAAUAAAGAGAGAACUGCUGCUUUGAAAAGCCUCAAUGUAAAGCUUGCAAAGCAGAAAUGGAUUCUGGGUGAUAAAAUGACCCUCGCUGAUGUUGUUCUUGCAUGCUGCACUGUGAAAGAGAAUGGUGGCAGCUCUGUGCCUGGCAAUGUUAAUAAGUGGCUGAUGAGAAUUCCAGGACUGUUACCGAGUAACUAAUUCAAUAUUAUAGGCAUGCAAUGUGUGCAUAGUUCUACCUAGCUACAGGCCUUUCCUCCGAUAGACAGUUGGCAUAAAUGGUGCCUAAAUUUGGAUAAUAUUACUGGAGACAUGCUAAGCCUUGUGUUAAUGUUUUCAGACAAAGGAGUUUUCACAUGAAUGUGAGGCUUGGGAUAUAUCAGUAUUGCUAUUCAAAUAUCGGCACAAUGUGUGCAAGUGUCUACACUAGCCUAUAGUAUUACUUUAAUAGACCAUUUUCGUAUUCUUUGUAUUGGACUGGAACUCGCUUGCAACCCAGGCUGUUGUGGGGAGUCUUUUCAAAUGCAAAUGGCAUUUAUCUCUUUUUAAUGAUAUUUCCCCACAUGAGUCCAAUACCAAGAAUACGAAAAUGGUCUAUUACUCGUCUGUUUAAGAAAACAGUCAAAAUUCAGCACUGUAUACUUGAAGACUGAAGUGUACUGAAACCUACAUGUACUAUGACAUGUCAAAACUGAGAAUGCAGAAACACAGAAAUGCAGUGUUGCUAACAAAAAAUAAAUUGACAUUUCACACCAAG